AUGGCUGAGCUACCUAGAAAAUCAAAGAUCUCCUCGUCUCGAAGGCUGGGGUUGAAGAUUAGACUGUUGGCAACCGCUGCUCAGAUGCUGCUGGAAGAGACGGAGCAGAAGAAGAAGGACAAAGAAGCUGCUCUUGCAGAAAGAGUUCCUCCUCUGAAUCUGUCUGGUCUAUCUUUGCAAGAACUUCAGGAUCUUUGCAGAGACUUGCACCACAAAAUUGAUGUUGUAGAUGAGGAGUGGUAUGAUAUCGGUCUCAAGGUGUCCAAAAACGACAAGGAGAUUGAGAACAUGAACCUGAAGAUCAUUGAGAUUCAGAGUAAGUUCAAGAAGCCAGCUCUGAGGAGAGUGAAGAUCUCAGCUGAGGCUAUGCUGAGCGUUCUGCUGGGCUCCAAACACAAGGAGUCCAUCGACUUCAAGGCCAACCUCAAGACGGUCAAGAAGGAAGAGGAAAAGAAGGAGGAGGUGACUGACUGGCGUAAGAACGUUGAGGCCAUGUCUGGUAUGGAGGGCAGGAAGAAGCUGUUUGACGCCUCCGGCAACUAAAGAAACACUUACUAUUGUUAAGGAGAUCUUAAUAAACUCUUAACCUUACUUACUAUCUUAACUACCAUAUUAAUUUAUAAAUUACAGAUUGGACAAACACACUUAAAACUAGGACAGUGUUGCUUGUUAUAGCUUUAUUGAAAUCAUGAAAAAGUUUAUUUACAGGGGGACUGUAGGCAUCAGGUGGUCUUUAAUGGUUUGUUAAAUAGAAAAUUUGAGGUACACUGAUUUUGUGAUGAACUGCCAAGUUUGGACUGCAGACAAAUCAAAUUUGUUCCUCAAACCCGAUCUUUAAGACAGACUGUCCACACUGUUAUUUGCAAGUGAUCGGACUCUUGAGUCCAGAAGGGACGAACCUAUCUGCAGGGGUUGCUGUGGUAACAACAUGGCAUCAGUAACUAUGCAGCUACGCUGAUGAUGUGGCUUUCCAGUGCAGAAGCAUGAGAAAUGUGACCUAACAGGAACAAUGACUGUUUUCAAGAUGGAAAAAAAGAUAAAUAAAAGACCAAAGAUGUUCAGUGUAUGAUUUAUCAAUAUGGAUUUAUUUUACUGAGUCUCUUACAAGACACUGCAGUUCAAAGUUAGAUUACAAAGCUUCUGGAAGGGAUAAGAUCGCACUAGAGCCUUCGCUGGAACUGUAUGAAAGUAAAAAUUAGCUUCUGGGCAAAAUUAAGUCCCUCCAAAACGCAAGGUGCACUGCACAGCCUUAUUUUUAAAAAAUUGAAUGCCACUAGUGAACAAAAAAAACACACGCUUGCUGCACCUUUUUAUUGUUGCCAGACAACCAUGGACUCCCCUCCUUAUUCUAACCUUCCUAUUUUAAUUUAUUUUAGUUAUUUGACAGUUAUUAGUAGCUAGUUUCUAAAAUGUUGGGGCAGAGGGUGCUUGCUGUAGCUCUGGUUGAGGAUGAGAGACUGUCAGCACAGGGACGCAACUUUUGGGCACAGGGAUAUGGAGGGUACAUGAGACCCUAAAAAAGAGGGUGGAGUACCACCAAUUGGUCCAGGAGCUUUGCCUCCAUGACGGCCGUUUCCAGGCAUAUUUUAGGAUGACUUUGGGGCAGUUUGAUAACCUGCUGUCUAUCGUUGGGCCGUAUAGCUCUGUGCAUCCAGCAGCUCCUACCACCAGUUUCUCCUCUAUUGUUUAUCAACUGUAAACUUGUUGUCGUGACUACCACAGAAGGCCCAUCUCUCAAAUCAUCUGAUUGGACAAUGGGAAAAAAGAUAACAAAAAAGAGAUUACAUGGGGCGUAUUUCCGCUCUGAGGUAAAGUUUUUUUCAACUCAAGGAGUUCAGCACACUCUGGCAAAAAUGCCAGGCGCAUAAAGCGCUGAAACAUGAAGCACGUUGCAAUGCAAAAAACACGAGCAAAAAGCUUCAUUCUCAUUAAAAACAACUACAAAAAGGCACCUCCAGCUGCUAAAACACCUACUGUGUUAUCAGGGCCUAAUGCAGCCUUCUAGAGAUAUUAAAUGUUAGUAAUGUUAUGUGAUGUUUGACAUCAUCA
Molecule: messenger RNA, 2049 nt
Organism: Epinephelus fuscoguttatus (brown-marbled grouper)
Lineage: Eukaryota; Metazoa; Chordata; Actinopteri; Perciformes; Serranidae
Product: troponin I, slow skeletal muscle-like
Exons: 7
Coding region: 1-543 (180 amino acids)
Biological process (GO): muscle contraction
Cellular component (GO): troponin complex
Source: RefSeq, a predicted model, not a curated record